CGCGUGCGGUUCAUAUCCGGCAUCUUUUAGCACUGGAACCGCUCCAUCUGUCAGUUUCAAACCAUCUCCAAAUCCAGCUUUAUAUCCACUGUUUAAAUAACAUCCAUCACUGAAAUGCCGUGAGCAAACAAACACACCUCAACUUCACUAUCGCAAGAGCAACAAGCUGCAGCUGCAGGCCCACAGUGCAGCCGAUCUUGAUAAGCGGGUCUUCUGCUGCCUUCACAUGCUCUCGGAAAUUCGAUAACUCCCACUUCAACCUUGAAGUAUGUAUGGUCUUGAUUUAGUCACAUUUCAAGUAUUUACUAACAUUAAAACAUUACAAGUAUCUGCUAACAUUAAAAGAGCACCGUUCCAUAAAUUAUUUCCAGGUUGAAGUGGGAAUUAUCGAAAUUCCGAGAGCACGUGAAGGCAGCAUUCCUAUCGCUCGUUGGCACGUGGGCAGGCUAUUUCAUUCGCCUUGCCGUGGGCGUGCUUUUCUGGAGAAUUGCCCAAUAAAAGGAAUAGGAUGCCUGUUACGAAACAAGGAUCCAGACUUAUAAAAAACUUUCCGAAACAAGUUGGAGUGCUGGGGGAGUGAAUCAAGCACAGAAAUACUACAUCAUGCGUCCAACUCGUUUUUUAACAAGUUGACCAUGUUAAGCAUGAGAAGCCAGCACAUUCAACAGUGUAAAGAAGUCAGAAUGCAUGACAUAGCACGUUACUCGAUCUUUAAGUUUCAAAUAAAAAGUAGCUCAGCAAAAAAAUUAAACACAAACGUUAAACAUAACUCAAAGGUUGAAAGAUCAUUCAUUGGAAAUUGUAAAAUCAGCUGAGUAACCCAAAAUCGACAUACAUUUUAUGGCUACAGAGGUCAUUAACAUAGUGGUUUUACAUCAGGCAAUUCAUCCUUAGAUUAAAUUAAAUUACAACUAACACUGUAAGUGACAAUAUAUCUAGAGUUUAAGCAAUACAAGUAUUAACUUUUACAUUGAGGGCUAAAAGAAAAAGAAAUACAGAAAAGUCUGCUUGGAACUUCUGUGCAGAUUUCUGGCGACACAGAUUAUACAGUGGAAUACAGCUGCUGAUCAAGGACGCUUACAAUAAAUGUUUCAUUAAUGUAAAAGUAAUAUAAGGAAAUAUAAAUAUGUUUUGUUAGUUGAAUGACAGAAACAUGUGCACCCUCCUGGAUCAUAUUGGAAUCACAGGUGUUCCUCACCACAAGGUUGAUGACCUGCAGGGUCUUGCUGAAGUGUUUUACAAAGACAGUAGAAAAAGACUUCCAGAAACUAGUAAGAGAAUCUUGAGGUCACUGCAGAAGUAUGUACAUAUGUGCUGUGGUAAAGGGAGAAUUGAGUCUGUUUACAUGCAGAUCCAUUUUAAGCUCUUUGGUAAACAAUAUUGCAGAAUGAGUUUCUCACAGUUAGUAGGGAAGAUAUAACUAAAAUACCCUCGUUUUGAUAACAGUUCAUCUUUUCAUUUCAAAACUUUGGUUGAGUUUAGCUGAGGAAAUGACGAUAUGCUAAUUUAUACUGUAGGUGUAUGAAACCAGCACAGAAAGUCUGUGCAAUACGAAAAAUUGUGUAAUCCAACUUUUGACUACUGACCACCCCAGACCCUCCAACAUAAAGUAAAUUACCCAAACCACUGAUUUGACUUCAUUGUCAUACAGGACUCUGAAGUGUGUGUGUGAGUGUGUGGGGGGGGGGGGGGUAAAUGUGUCUUACUUUGAAAGUUUUCACAGUAGUGUCAGCAGCAGCUCCUGCUCUGGGUUUUAUUCUGGGCGGUCUCACAGCGCUCACUUAUCUCACCAACAGGGGCUUGUGUGUUAACUGAGGCUAAAUAAACACAGAUGAACCGUCGAGCACAUUCACACAAAAUCUUCUGCCAAUGUCGCCCUGACUUCAUGAGAAAACCGCACGAGAUCGAAGCGCGUCACAUGAAAAGCACGACACGAGCGAUGUUUCUCGACACAUGACCGCAGCUGACUGCUAACAGUGCUGUGUUUUACUCCUCAGCAUCGCCUUGAUAUCCACUUUCAGUCAGCGAACAGCGCAGAAAUGAGGAAUACGCUGCAUGUCAAUGACGGACACAAGGUCCUCCACUCGGUGUCCGGAGACAAGAAAUGCAAGCGGAAAGCGCGAGAUCCCGUCAAGCGUGAUUUAUCUUACUUUAAACUGUACAACACAUCGCAUCCGAUGGACGAGACGCUGGGAAGCAGCGCUGCGAUGAAGACCAACCCCGUGGAAAUGAUCGCGUCGCGGGAUGACAGCGACACUUUAAACACCGCUAUCGACAUGAGGAUUAAUACCGAGAAGACUGUCGAUAAUAGCGCUAAAACAAGCGCGCAGGUGUCGGUGUUGAACCGUCCGCAGGUUUUUGUGUUGUCUCAGCGCGCAGUCAGUCAGGCGCCUGCGAGCGGCAGCAGGAGCGAGUGCGCGGAAUCACCCGGGAGACGCGCAGGAGAGCCGUCUGGCGCGGUCACGCAGAUCAAAGCCGUGCAGCAGACGCGCAGGCUGCUGGCGAACGCGCGAGAGAGGACGCGCGUGCACACCAUCAGCGCUGCCUUUGAGGCGCUCAGAAAGCAGGUAUACUGCAUUACUACAGUACCCUGCUACUCUUACGGGCAGAAGCUUUCCAAGCUGGCUAUAUUAAGAAUAGCUUGCAACUACAUACUGUCCCUCGCUCAGCUUGCCGAGCUGGACUAUUCCCCAGACCACGGCAAUCUGAGCUUCCGAGAGUGUGUGGAGCAGUGCACUAGAACUCUACAGGCUGAGGGGCGAUCCAAGAAACGCAAGGUAAAUAGCAGUGGUGAAGACAUUUUCCAGUUUCUCAUGAAGACCCACUGUAUCCUGAAAGGCUCCAAGGAGACUGCUGUAUGGUUUUAUGAAAACAAAAUGGAAAACUUCUCACUUUAGAUUUAGAUUCAAUUUAUUGUCAUUGCACAUGUACAAGUGCAAGGCAGCGAAAUGUGACCUCUGCAUUUAACCCAUCCAGAGAGUAGUGAACACACGCACAGCAAGUGGUGAACACACGUACACCCGGAGCAGUGGGCAGCUAUCACUGCAGCGCCCGGGGAGCAAGUAGGGGUAAGGUGCCUUGCUCAAGGGCACCUCAGUCGUUACCCGCCGGCCCUGGGAAUCCAACCGGCAACCUUCUGGUCAUGAAUCCGACUCUCUAACCAUUAGGCCACAACUGCCCUAAUAUUAAUUUGAUGUGUUAAGACCAUGUUUUACCCCCAUGCCUGAUACUGAUCCCAUUAAAUUCAAUGAAAUGAUCAUCAGCUUAUGUCAGGGACAGGACUGGGUGUUCUGCCAGUGUUUUCCUCCGCAAAUUUCUCGGCUGUUUUAUUAAAGGCAUCAAUAUGCACAUCGAGUCCAAAUCUACAUUCGCAAUGUCGCGGUAAUUUGUAACUGUUUUAUGAGGUGGCUAAUUUGAAUGAAUUCGUACGAUCUGCUUCUGCACCUGUGAAGGACAAGUUUAUGUUUCUUUUUUUCAAUAAUCAAGUGUUAACUUUGUACAAAGUCAUACGAAUUAUCCACAUCGUAGAAGAGUUACAAAAUGCCGGUGUUCCCUCACACAAUAUCAAUGAAUAAAGAAAUAGUUCAAUCAAAAAUAUAUUUUUUAAUCAUUUAUUAGCAGUCAUGUGAAGUGACCUUUUAGUCAGAUAUGGUGACCCAUACCCGAAAUGUGACCUCUGCAUUUAACCCAUCCAGAGAGUAGUGAACACACGCACAGCAAGUGGUGUACACACGUACACCCGGAGCAGUGGGCAGCUAUCACUGCAGCGCCCGGGGAGCAAGUAGGGGUCAGGUGCCUUGCUCAAGGGCUCCUCAGUUGUUACCCGCCGGCCCUGGGAAUCUAACCGGCAACCUUCUGGUCACGAGUCCGACUCUCUAACCAUUAGGCCACGACUGCCAUGACUUGCCGUCAUGUUGUUCCAAACAUGUAUGAGUUUCUUUCAUCUGCAGAACACAAAAGAAGAUAUUUUAAAAAAGGUUGGUAAGUAAACAACAUUCAACCCCAUUGACAUCCAUUGUAUGAACACAAAACCACAGAGACAUUUCUCAAAAUAUCUUCUUUUGUGUUCCACUGAAGAAAAAGUCAUUAACACGUUUUGAAUCACACGAGGGUGAAUAAACGAUGACAGAAUUUUUGUUUUUGGGUGAACUAUGCCAUUAAUAACAGCUUUACUUGACAAAAAUCAAAUCAGCGGCUUCAUUGAGGCACGAAGCGUCUUGUGUUUAAAGACCACUCACCAUCUCUAUAUGUGAGCUAAUUUGUUCCUUCAGCAAAGCACAUCUAAAAGGAAAUGGGUUUGAGCGCGCAGCCCACCCCACCACCCUCCCGUCAGAGCCAGACACCAGAUGUUCGCAACACUAGUUGGGAAGUCCUGCUGGCGCCACUCGGGGCAGAGGGCAGAGGGAAGGCACGCGAGCUGGAACCCGGAGAGCUCACUCACUACAGGAAUUGGCACAUUCCCCAGCGCGCUCUUGGCUGACUCCCCAGUUCUCUCUUGGCCAUCUGUUCCAAAAAAACACUUUGAAAUAAAAAACACUGAUCAUCGCUCUCUUAGGAUACGGCUCCACAGAGCAGCUGUUACAGAGGCCAGCGAGAAACACGGGGAGGGCUGGGGGGGGGGCGGCGUCCAAUAAAGAAAUCCCUUUGUCAAGUAGAGCCAGUGAGUCUGAGGGGAAAAAUGUUUUGGCAGGGUGAACCCAUGAAAGCGAACAUGGACGUGUGCAUGAAUGGUGCAGUUCUACAAUGUUUUUAAAACGCUAGAACAAACAAAAUCAGUCUAUUAGUUCAUCACCAAAUCUAAGUUUUCAUCAUAUGGUGUAACGUCCUAGCUGCUCGCUUAAAGUGAUGAAGACCACUCACAUUGCUGAAGUUUCAUUUCUGCGUUAAGAAUGAGAUUCACGAUAACUAACUUUUGUCUGUUUGUUCUUUACAAUAGGAAUAAAGUGAAGUAUGUCUUCGGUGACUCUGGAGAAUGAAGGAUCUCAGACCUGCAGUCUAAUGAAGUUUUACAGUAAACACUGCGCUAUAGAUUUUACUACAGCUGACAGUGUCGAAAACUUAUUUACACUGAAAAAAACACAUUUUUUACAGAUUGUUCAUGUAUUUUUGAAAUACGGUCAAAAAACGUCAAAUUACAGAAAAAGACCACGCAUUUGAAAACAUGUCAAACUGUUAUUUUACAGAAUAUUUCUGGGGCCCCAGAUGCCAGAACAUUUGCUUUGUUUCUAAGAUUUUUUUACAGUGUCUGAAUGUGCCAACAUACAACUCAGUAUUAUAUGACAAGAACAUUUUAUGUGCAAUGACAAAUCAUUUUCCUUUUCCAUUUUUCCGUUUUUGCACAAUCAGAAUUGGAUUUAAUCUCUGACACUCCUGCACUGGGUGGCAGCAGACAGUUAACUUGUAAAUGAGGUAUUAUAAAAGAAAUAUUGAUAACUUUCAUUUACAUUAACGUGUAAAUUCAAUUCGUAAAAGGAAAAUACGCUAAUAUCAUUUAUCAAAAUCAUUUGUCAAUAACCCAUCAAUCAAUAAAACUGAGCAGGAAUUCAUCUUUCUGAUCAAAGUUCUGUGUUUGUCUUUUUAAUUUUGACAACAUGUAAAAAGUCUAACAGCAAUCAGAAGGACAAAAGAUUUGAACAAUAUAGUGACCUUUUCAUAUCAGCAGGUUACAAACAUCGGAAUUUUUACAUUGUUAAAUAUUAAAAUAUAAUAAAUGUUGUAAAGCUGAAUCAGUGUGUGUGUGUGUGUUGUUGAUGUACAUUGCUUGUGUAUACUGUAAAAUGUUUUAUGUUGUAAUAAUAUGUAAAUAGAUCAUUGUUAGCUAGUUAUAAGUAUAAUAACUGUGACAUUAACAGUGUUGGGUAAGUUACUCUGAAAAAGUAGUUAAUUACUAGUUACAAAUUAUAUAUUCAAUAGUGUAAUUAGAUUACUGUACAAAUUACUCUCUCCAAAAAGUAUUUUAUUACUAAUUACUUUCUAUAUCCUACAUCAACCUUGAUUAGUUAAGUGAUUCAAGGAUAGACAUGGAACAGCUCUUUUCAUUCAUUCAAAUAAAUGAUAUAAAACUACAAAAAGUUCUCUUAUUAACUGACCAAAGUAUUACAAAAGUGAGAAUAAUACAUUAAAGCACAGAUUUUAAAGUUAGACUUUGAAUUUUGAUGUCAAUUCCACUAUUACACUAUUGCACACACAUAUAUUACACAAAGUAUUUAUUUGAAUUACAUCAGAAGUAACUGUAAUUAAAUGAUAGAUGAAUCCCUUACUUUACUUUAAUAAAGUAAUUAAAUUACAGUAACUAAUUACUUGGUAACUAGUUACACCCAACACUGGACAUUAAUAACUGUGAUUAUUGAUAUUGAGUCCAGUAUCAGUAACUGAUUGACACUUGAACACAGUAGAUCCAUUUAACACUUUGCCUUUAGAGUCACAAUGGUUAGAAACGUUCUCUCUGCUUCCAUACACGCAAAAAAAUGUAAAUGACUUUGUCUGCUAUAAUUUUUUAAAAUUUCAAUAGAUAUUAUGCCACAGUAAUCUAAUAUUAUGACAGCCCUAGUGUUUAAGAAAGCACAUCCACUGAAAUGGUGUCAUAGACCUGUGAAUUUAACCCCAAUUUAAAAAUGAAAUAAAACGACUGUAACUCCAGUAAUGGGUCAUAGAAGUGUGAAAGGACUGACAAUGGGAAUGUUGUAGAUUCAAAGCAUGUAAGCAAGUGUCUGACUGCUUCAGCGAGAUCAUCAACCCCUCACCUCUUACUCCUUCUGCUCCAGUCAUAUCUACUCCUAAUAUUGACCAACAAUCAGAGAUACGAGGUGGCAGUCUUUGGUCACUGUCAUUGUUCAUCCAAAGACUCCACUAUUUUGAAGAAGUAACAGGAUUUCUUUUGGAGCUGUUUGGAUGUCAAGAUUCUGACAUUAGACCUGAACAUCAUACAUUUUAUGAGCAUUUAUUUGUUGAUGUUUCUGAUGGUGUCAACUGAUGUGAAACUGCCAGAGAAAAGAACAUGAUUGUAAGUCGCUGGAAAACUGUUGCAGGCUCUCCCCCCAUUCAUAAGCGACUGUUUUACUUUCAUUUCACUUCUCUAAACAUCUGUCCAUCAUGUAGAGAUU
Molecule: messenger RNA, 7103 nt
Organism: Triplophysa rosa
Lineage: Eukaryota; Metazoa; Chordata; Actinopteri; Cypriniformes; Nemacheilidae
Gene: atoh8
Product: atonal bHLH transcription factor 8
Exons: 2
Coding region: 2040-2897 (285 amino acids)
Molecular function (GO): protein dimerization activity; DNA-binding transcription factor activity
Source: RefSeq, a predicted model, not a curated record